UGCGCCAAGCUUGUAAAAAGACCAACCAUGGAGAAGGUGCUAUGCUUAAUGACGGUUGCUUUGAUCAUAGCAGUAGCUGAUGCAGGACAUCAAAGGAGCAAAAAACGAGCUAUCAAUCAAUCUGUAUCCAAUCCAUGUCAGAACGGAGGAACUUUCACCAACAACGACGGGUGUUUCACGUGUACGUGUGCUGAUGGAUGGGCAGGAGCCCUCUGUAAUGAAGUUGUUUCGGAACUUGCAUCGGGUAAACCUGUCAAGCAAUCAACAACGUAUUACUCCUCCUCUGCCAACUUCGCAGUUGAUGGCAACAAAGGUACAGACUUCUCCGUACACAAGUGUGCAUGCACAAAUGUUGGCGACCUAUUUCCCUGGUGGAGUGUGGAUCUGCAGGAUGUGUAUAACAUCACAUCAGUAAGAAUAAUCAAUAGAGGAAAGGACAGUUCGGGAAUUGAUGUGGCAGCCCGGUUGCGUUAUGUUAACGUCACUGUAGGGCAGACAGAAUCAGAUGUCAACACUCCGUGUGGUUUCUUUGCUGGUCCCGGUACUGCGUCACAGCUGGUCGUCAUCGACUGCCCGUCGUCACCACAGGGAAGAUUCGUAAAGAUCUUUGCCGAAACAGAGUAUCUUACACUUUGUGAAGUUGAAGUGUUUGGAUUUUAAGGCUUCUUAAGAUCACUGCUGUUGUCUAGCUUCAACGUUACCGUAUAUCGCUAAAUUGUAAUGAUAAUCCAAUUAAAGCAUAUUAUGAAA
Magallana angulata is the source of this 750-nucleotide messenger RNA. Its product is annotated as fucolectin-like. Bases 28 to 660 code for a protein of 210 amino acids. The transcript is spliced from 5 exons. NCBI's taxonomy places the organism in Eukaryota, Metazoa, Mollusca, Bivalvia, Ostreida, Ostreidae. The record is from RefSeq and is a predicted model, not a curated record.